UUUACACGUAGUGGUCCGUCCGCGCACACCGGUCUCGCUCGUAUACGUACACACACACGCCACGUUUUCCCGACGCGUUUGACGGUGCAUCCGAUUAAUAAUAGUGCAGUCGUUUUUGCGUUUCUCUAUCACUAUAAUAUUAUUAUUGUACUGUUAUCGAGCGUUUGCAGUUGUUCGUCGCGAUCCGUUUAUGUUAUGUGUCAAUGACUUUCGUGGCCACGAAUAGUAUGAAAUCGAUAGCUUUGCGUACCAACAAGAGCGGCGGCGGGGGCGGUUAUUACGGAGGUUGUGGCGGUUACCCGACGGAUCUGAGUUACGCCGUGAGGUGCCGUUCCCGAAGUCCGGUCCCGCAACCGGCCGACGACAUGGACGACAUAAGCGUGGGACGGCCAUCGCCGCCCGCGUCCCCAGAAUGCUAUGCUCGUCUUCACGACAACCGCGGAGACGGUGCCGUCGCCGAUUCCGACAGCAGCGAUUCUUCGGCGGGGUCGGAUUACUUCGAGCCCUUAAAGAAGUUGGGCACCGUGCAGAUAGACAAGGUCAGCUACGGCAUCAGCGAGCGCAAAAACUACGUGCCCAAACGGCGAGCGCAGCAACACCACAGACAGACGCAACUGGGCGCCCUGGCGGCCGUCGAGAUGCAAGCCCAGCGUAGGACGAGCGUCGGGGCUAUGAGCGCGGAAGACGCUGCGCCCGCGGCCGGCGUUAAGUCCUUUAGUAUAGCCGAUAUCCUAAGUCACGAGCCGUCUACGGGCAGCACCGUUAAGUCGACCGUGCCCGCCGAAGACUCCGCCAAAAUCGUCAGGCCCUGGACGGAAGAAUACCAAGUGGCGGCUCAGCCCCCGUGCAGUUCGUUUGUGCCGCCACCUCCUCCGGCUCACCGACAGCCCGUCGGUGCCCUGUUCCCGCACUCGCUGUUUAUCCAACACCUACACCAGCACCACCAACACCGUCCCAAGUCGACCGACUACGAAACGUCCACGUGUACCAGCGGCCGAUCCAGCACCGACGGCAGCGAGUGUUGCACAAGUCCUGAAAUUGCCAGCUGCACCCAAGCCAGCGCGUCGUCAAGAUCCAGGAAACCACAAACGGCCGGUAAAAACAACGACAAUUCGUCUCCACUGGACGCCUUAUUCCAGAUGACCAGCAAGACCUUCGAUCAGCUGCAUGGGGAUGCUUCCGGAGCCGAUACUAGUUCGAGUCAUCUGAACCUGUUCAACUCGAGGGCGCAACCCAAGAAGAAACGCAAAUCCCGCACCGCCUUCACCAAUCAUCAGAUUUUCGAACUGGAAAAACGGUUCCUAUACCAAAAGUACUUGUCGCCGGCCGAUCGCGACGAAAUAGCGUCCAGCUUGGGUCUGACCAACGCGCAGGUGAUCACGUGGUUCCAAAACAGGCGAGCCAAAAUGAAGAGGGAUUACGAGGAACAGAAAAAGGACCGGGAAACAUUGGCGGCCCUAAGCGAGCAUAAGUUGUUCCUGGAGACAGCGCAAAAUAUGGGCAUCCUUAAAAAGAAGACACAACCUACAGAGACCAGUUCGCCCGACAACAAGACGUUCGACGAAUAAAAUGCGGUUCCUGCUUCUUUCCUAUUGUUCGAAUCAAAAAAGAAAUUACUGUUUUUUUCCCUUUAUCCACCAACUCAAUUAACAUGCAUCACAAAAAAUUAUUGUAAUCAUGAUGCCGCGUGUACAUAUUAUUAUUAUAUCAAUUACAACUAAGUUAUGUUAAGAUCUCAUAUAUUAUGUUCAUUGCGCCAACGACGGUCUAAUAACGCCACUCGUUUCCUCCGUUUGUGUAAAGCUGAGUUUAACGGACGUGUGUAAUCAGUAUAUUUAUUAUAUUAUUAUUAGGUAAAUUAUUUAUCGGAGAGAAACAACUACUAUAAUGAACAUUUUGUUAAUGCGUUAAAAAAAAUAUAUAGAAUAAAAACCAUGGCAUCCUAGUCUUUCUAUCGCUAAAGUAUUGUGUUUAUAUUUAACAUAUAAUAUUAUUAAAAAAUUAUGUGUACAUAAUAGUUAUAAAAUAUCUAGCAUAUUGUACGGUAUAUCUGUAGUGUCUCUAAAAUAUUACACUAUAUUAUAUGAACCUAAAUAAUUAUAUUAUAGGGAAUCACUUUACUGUUUACAAAUACUAUCUAGUAGCGUUAAGGACUAUUCAGGUAGCUGAAUAAAAACUGUAUGGUAAAACGUGAAAGUAUUAUCAUGGUUAAAAAAAAAAUUAAGCCUAAUAUGUUAAGUUUUUCGAGUUCGGUACACAUAAGUUAAGUACAAUGGUAUUCGAUUAUGAAUGGAUGUAUUAAGCGUUUAAAUUCCUCACGUAUAAUAAAUUUAAAAUUUAAAUUUAAAAAACUAUAUACUCUCAUUAUGUAAUAACUA
This is a messenger RNA of Adelges cooleyi (spruce gall adelgid), 2378 nucleotides long. RefSeq names its product segmentation protein fushi tarazu-like. NCBI's taxonomy places the organism in Eukaryota, Metazoa, Arthropoda, Insecta, Hemiptera, Adelgidae. The record is from RefSeq and is a predicted model, not a curated record. Bases 204 to 1568 code for a protein of 454 amino acids. The transcript has 2 exons. Gene Ontology annotation, molecular function: DNA binding; DNA-binding transcription factor activity, RNA polymerase II-specific. Gene Ontology annotation, biological process: regulation of DNA-templated transcription.